This is a messenger RNA of Caenorhabditis angaria, 2392 nucleotides long. NCBI's taxonomy places the organism in Eukaryota, Metazoa, Nematoda, Chromadorea, Rhabditida, Rhabditidae. The record is from the annotation of a GenBank genome assembly.
AUGAGUAAACUUCUAACAACUAUUUUACUAUGUAUUUUGUUUUCACAAGUUUUAUCAACAUUUCAUCAUUUAUCGUUGAGAGUAAGUUUUUCAAAAUUUCAUAAUUUGUUUCAAAACAAAAAAAUAAAUAAAUUUAGGAUGAUUCGCGACGAAACAUUAUCUUCAGUGAUUUUGGUUUUGGGUCAAAUGGCACACUUGAUAUCGGAAUAACAAAUUUCACAGUCCCUGAUAAAAUAAAAGAUUCUGUGGAUUCGACUGAAAAUGCCGAUAAAUUAGGAGUUAUUGGAUUUUCAUUGUCUCACGGCUCGGAGAUUUCAAGAGGAGUUGGCUCAAAUCCUCAUGUUUGUCAGCUUCAGGUUAGUAGUUUUUCUCUUUUAAUGAAAGAUUUUUAAAAAUUUGUUGAGAAAAAUAUGAUCUUUUGCAGCAAACAGAUCAAGGUUUUGAUGCUAUCUUCUUUUUUGCGGAUCUUCCCAAUAAAAGAUUGCGGGUGUUCCGAAGUGGAUUGGGAAAGAAGAUUAGAAUCUGCGCUACGGCUUAUCAGUGAGUUUCAUAUCCAAAAGUUUGAAAAUAAAGUCUAUUUCAGGUGCCAAACUGAAAACUCUACAAGAGUGCCGAGGCCCGAAGAAUUGAACAAUGAAAACGUGAAAAGUGUUGAUGAACAUCAAGGAUGGUUCAGGAACUUAUUCGGAAGAUUUCUGAAUCCAAGUGAUCCACAAAUCGCAUAUGAAAACUUUAUUCCACUAGAAGUUCAUAAUGAUAAUCAGUUCUCAACUAAUGUAAGUUUUUUCUUGAUUACUACCUUAAAAAAUCUAAAAUUGAAAAGUAUGUACGAUUCUAGAUGUCAUUCCGAUUUGAUGGCGAAAUUAUUGGUGAAUACGUCUUUAUGUUUCACAAUUGCUAUAAUUAUCGAGCUCAUGGUUAUAGUGAUCGAGUUGCAGUUGAUAUCACUAUUGAUCUUGUUGAGAGAAACAUCCAUUCAUAUUUAUCAAUCAGUGAAAUUCCAAAACCACAAGUUCUUCUCUAUAUGUCAAUAAUGUUCACAUUUCUCGCAGUAUUUUGGUCAAAUUUACUUUGCAGAUCAAUGUAAGUUCUAUUCCUCACAUUUUUUGUACUUGAAAUUAAAAAUCAAUUUUAUCAGUUCGGAUAAUAUCUAUCGAGUGCAUAAAUUUAUGACAGUUUUGGUAUUCUUGAAAGCUGUUUCAUUAUUUUUCCAUGGUUUGAAUUAUUAUUUCCUGAGCAAAUAUGGAAUGCAAAAAGAGUUUUGGGCAUUACUCUUUUAUAUAACUCAUUUGCUCAAAGGACUUUUGUUAUUUGGAACAAUUAUUUUGAUUGGAACUGGUUUCACUUUCAUCAAACAAUUCUUAACCGAUCGUGAUCGCCGAGUUUUCAUGGUUGUUCUGCCAAUUCAAGUGUUGGAUAACAUAUUUUUGAUCAUUUUGAAUGAAAGUGAAUUGGGAAAUGAGGGACAUCGACUUUGGCUAAAACUUUUUAUAUUUUUGGAUAUCCUUUGCUGUUUCCUUGUCAGUUUACCUAUUGUUUGGUGAGUUAAUUUUUUUGAGUAUUUUCAUUCAAACUUAUUGAAUUCAGGUCGAUUCAACAUUUACAAGAAGGCGCAACAACUGAUGGAAAAGCUGCCGCCAACUUGAACAAACUCCGAUUAUUCCGACAAUUUUACAUAACUGUUGUGAUCUAUAUUUAUUCCACACGAUUUUUUAGCGUCUUGCUAAGGGUAACUUUGAUUUAUUCAAUUAUUUUAUAUCAUUGAAUUUUUUCAGUUCAUUUUGCCAGCAACUAUGGACUGGGUUGUGGUUGGAGCUGUGGAAAUGGUUACAUUUGUGUUUUUCAUAAUUGUUGGAUUCAAAUUCCGACCCACAAAUACGCACAAUUAUCUUUUGCUCAGCAAUUUAGAAAAUUAUGAUAUUGAGAAUGGUGAAAUUGUUGCUGAAGAUGAGGAUGAUGAAGAAGGACAAGUUGAUCAGUGAGUUAUUUUGAUAUGAUUCUAAAAUAUUCACAGUUGGAGUUAAUGUUUCAAACAUUUAAAAGUUUUGAAUUUUAAGUUCAUUGGAAUAAAAAAGUAAACCAGUUCUUUCCUGAUUCCUGCUGUAAUUUCCUGAAAUCGUUAUCAAUUUUAAAACAGUUUCACUUGUGACAAUCACGAUGCUAAAUUUCAUAAUAGUUCCAUUCAAUUUCAAGACCAAAGUUCUCUCUAACAUAACUGAGUAAUUUAGAAUUUAAAAAACAUGUUUUGUACAUCUUCAGAUUUCUCAACAAGGCAUAUUCGGAAGGAAAUGUGUCACGUCGUGUUGUUUCGGAAGAUUCGACUGAAAAUGGCCACUCGAAAUUGACAAAGAAGUCAAGUACCCAAGCCUUUGAACAAUCAUUAAUCGACUAA